CGAACAUUUGCGAGAGAACGUCAGUUGCAUUUAUAAAUGUCAAUUUAACAACAAAUAUGAAAUUUAUUUUGUCAUUUACUUUCAACAACUAUUUACAAAAUUUUUUAAUUUAGGUAAUAUAUAAAAAUGCCCUAUCAGCUUUAAAUGGAUCAAUUGAAAUAUUUCGUAUCUGGCGGGUGUGGUGGUAUUUUUGCAGUGUUAGUAGGCCACCCUCUGGACACAGUAAAGGUACGAUUGCAGGCAGGUGCUACUGACUCGUCUGGAAAACCCCUGUACGCAGGAACGAUGGACUGCAUUCUUAAAACUGUACAAAAGGAAGGACCACUUGGCCUAUAUAAGGGGAUGUCGGCACCUCUGGUAGCUAUCGCUCCUAUAUUCGCGGUUUCUUUCUUCGGCUACGGCCUUGGCAGGGGUAUAUUCGGUCCGAAAGACCCUUCAAUGCAACUGAGUUUGUCACAAUGUUUUUGUGCGGGUGCCCUUUCUGGUUUACUCACGUCGAGCAUAAUGGCUCCCGGAGAACGAAUCAAAGUCCUCUUGCAACUUCAAGACGACCCAUCCAAACCAAAAUUAUAUUCGGGAACGUUCGACUGUGCAAUGAAACUUUUUAAAGAAGGCGGCAUUAAAAGUAUUUAUCGUGGCUUUUUAGCUACCGUUUUAAGAGACGUUCCCGCGGCAGGUCUUUAUUUCUCUACUUACGAAUUUUUUCAAAACAUGUUCACCGACAACGGCAAAAAAGAAAGCAGCAAGGCGUCGACUUUGUUUUCGGGUGGUAUGGCGGGAGUCGCCAAUUGGAUUAUCGGUAUGCCGGCCGAUGUACUCAAGAGUCGUUUACAGGGAGCCCCCGAAGGUACGUAUCCCGGAGGAAUGAAGGACGUAUUCGUUGAACUAAUGAAAACAGACGGCCCACUGGGUUUAUAUAAAGGCAUUACGCCGGUAAUAUUGAGAGCGUUUCCGGCGAACGCGGCCUCCUUUUUAGGUUUUGACAUGUGCAUGAAGUUUUUGAGUAAAUUUUAAAGCGCAAAAAAGCAUUUCUCUUAGCUUACAGUUUUAAUGUAUGUACAUAAACUUGUCCAAAUAAAUAAAAAAUGUAUAUAAUAUAAUUAAAUAAUGGCAAAUACAUAAUACAUAAUAAAAUGCUAAAUCAAGUUUUUAUCAGUCCCGGUAUAUUCAUCAGCAAUUUUUAACAAGUAAAAAGAAAACGGGUUUAAAAAUUCUACAUAACACAAUCUCUACACAUACAUUCGCAUAAUAUUCAUAACAGUAAUGAUGGUUCCGUUUAAAAAAUUCAAUUAUAAAAAUGUAUAACUAUUUACAUUUCCUAAAUGUGAA
Agrilus planipennis (emerald ash borer) is the source of this 1329-nucleotide messenger RNA. RefSeq names its product congested-like trachea protein. Gene Ontology annotation, biological process: mitochondrial transport; carnitine transmembrane transport. Gene Ontology annotation, cellular component: mitochondrial envelope. NCBI's taxonomy places the organism in Eukaryota, Metazoa, Arthropoda, Insecta, Coleoptera, Buprestidae. The transcript has a single exon. Gene Ontology annotation, molecular function: O-acyl-L-carnitine transmembrane transporter activity. The coding region runs from base 145 to 1014 and encodes 289 amino acids. The record is from RefSeq and is a predicted model, not a curated record.